GGUUGUUCGUAGCUACGUUUGGGUGCUGCCGUGAAGCGGUUGGUCUGUAGGCCUUGGUGAUCCGCUUCGUGGUAGUGUGCCCUCAAUUACAAUGUCCGAUUCUGACAGUGAGACUUCGGUCAGCUACAACACGAUGUACACCGAACUAAAAGCGCGAAUAGUCGCACUUAAGGAAAAUAAAGCGUCGCGCCGCUGACCCGGGCGUAAUUUUGAACAAGCAGCAGCUGGCUGCCAUGGACCAGCUGAACGCCGUGAAGCUGCAGCUGACAACCAUUAAGAAGCUUAUGGACACGAAGCCUGACGUGCAGGCGGUCGACGGUCCACCGGCGAAGCGGGCCCGUGUUGCCCUUGAGGAUUUCAAAUGUGACUUCGGCGCCAGCGAGGGCAAAGCGAACAAGUCUCUCAGCGGACAGCGCGCGCAUAUCGAGAAAUGCUACAAUGCGGUAAUGGACAUUGAGGACGCGUGGCGCAACGUCCUCGCGGCUCGGCCCGGCGAGGAACGCUUCAGGAACAUCGAGGCCAUGGAGACUGCCAUCACCGACGGCAAGGCCGUGUUCCGGGGGGUCGCGAAGGAGCUGGUCGUUGCAUACAACCACGGCUGGGAGGUCGUGCAUGAGAUGCGUGGCAUGGCGUACGCGGAGACGGAGGAGGAGCGCAAGGCGCUGAAGCAGGCCGUGAAGGCGGUGGCGGGCAAGAAGCCCAAGCAGGCCAAACCCGCGAGCGUGCCGGCCGGCUCUGGCGCGGGGGCCGGGGUGAAGCAGGCGGCGGCGGCGGGUGUCUGUUUCAAGUGCAAUAAGCCUGGGCACUUCGCCAAAGAGUGCAAGGAGAAGUAACGGGGUGUAGUGUGGUGUGGGUGUGAGAGGUAAUUCACAGCCCGUGGGCCUGGGAAGGUCGUGGUGGUUUGGAGCCGACGCGGGUGUUAACUCGCGAGUCGGGGCCCGGAGAGGCCGGGGGCAGCAGCCCCGUGGUGUUUGGGAGCCGACACGAGUGUUAACUCGCGGGUCGGGGCCCGGAGAGGCCGGGGGCAGCAGCCCCGUGGUGUUUGGGAGCCGACACGAGUGUUAACUCGCGGGUCGGGGCCCGGAGAGGCCGGGGGCAGCGGCCCCAUAGCGUGGAAGCGUGUUGUUGACGUUCCUUGUGGCUGUAGCCUUGUGCGGGGUUGGGUGGCUAAGGGCACGGCCGCCCCCUCCGCGAUUAUUGAAGUUUCGUGGUAGUGUGCCCUCUCCCGGCCCUACCCUUUCACGAAGACGUUCUUUCCUUGCGUGCAGGUACUUGUUUGUAACGUAGUCUUCGCAUGAAAACUUUAAGGCUUUAAAGUUACUGCAUUCCCUUGCACGAAGUUGACGGAUUUAAGGCGGGCGUGCUC
Molecule: messenger RNA, 1366 nt
Organism: Volvox carteri f. nagariensis
Lineage: Eukaryota; Viridiplantae; Chlorophyta; Chlorophyceae; Chlamydomonadales; Volvocaceae
Exons: 1
Coding region: 234-833 (199 amino acids)
Molecular function (GO): nucleic acid binding; zinc ion binding
Source: RefSeq, a predicted model, not a curated record